Molecule: messenger RNA, 432 nt
Organism: Acanthocheilonema viteae
Lineage: Eukaryota; Metazoa; Nematoda; Chromadorea; Rhabditida; Onchocercidae
Source: the annotation of a GenBank genome assembly
AUGAUGGCGUUAGGCGCAUUUGAGCAAUCUUUGCAAUAUUUUGAAGAUGCGGAAGUAAAUUUUGCAUUGGAAGGCGCGGGACAAGGACAACCUGGUAGUGUCAAUGGUGGGAGUGUUGGAAAUGGCGGCAAUGUUGGCAGUGGCGGUAAUGAUUGUGGACAUAAUGAACAAAAUGCCAAACAAAGGCAACGCAAUGAUGGUAAUGGUGGCGGUGGCGGAAGUGUUGGAAGUGGUGGCAGUGUGAAUGGUGGCAGUGGUGGUAAUGUUGGAAAUGCCGGUAAUGGUUGUGGGCAUGGUAAACAAGGAUCAAGGCAAGGACAGGGUGGUGGCGGUGGUGGUGGUGGUGGUGGUGGUGGUGGUGGUGGACAUGGUGCUACAACAUUCUGUCCACAACCAUCUCCGAGUACAACUGAUGCUAUGGCGGUGAUGUAA